This is a messenger RNA of Acanthaster planci (crown-of-thorns starfish), 4024 nucleotides long. Its product is annotated as sulfhydryl oxidase 1-like. The record is from RefSeq and is a predicted model, not a curated record. Gene Ontology annotation, molecular function: flavin-dependent sulfhydryl oxidase activity; protein disulfide isomerase activity. Gene Ontology annotation, cellular component: Golgi membrane. Gene Ontology annotation, biological process: protein folding. Lineage: Eukaryota; Metazoa; Echinodermata; Asteroidea; Valvatida; Acanthasteridae.
GGUCCGAGUUAGUAUUGGGUCCGAGUUGGCGUGGGUCCGAGUUGGUCGUGGGUCCGAGUUGGAAUGGAUCCGAGUUGGUUUGGAUCCGAGUUGACCUUAUCCCACAUAAAUCAUAGCGGCAGGACGAAGAACUUUCGGCAGUAGGAUUGUACAUGUACUUGUAGGAACUAGGAAAAUGGGCAUCCUUGCCCUCGGACAUGUAGGACGUCGAACCUUCGUGUUCUGGAAAUACUCGUGGAUUGCAUUUUUCAUAUUUAAUAGUGACAUUUUGCGUUGUUAUUCUGUAAACAUUCCACGUAAGCCUGUCGAUUCGCUGUAUGAUGUUUCUGACAUAGGCAAACUGGGCCUGUCUAUAUUUGAUAACACCACAUUAAAAGAAGCGAUAUAUAGCUCCGAUCAGGCUUGGUUUGUACAGUUUUACUCAAGUUGGUGUGGUCACUGCGUGAAUUUUGCUCCAACGUGGAAGAUAUUUGCAAAUGACGUUAAAGGAUGGUGGAGAGUUGCCAGAAUAGCAGUUCUUAAUUGUGCUGAUCCAUACAACACAAAGAUAUGCAGUGAAUAUGUUGAUGUUGGAUUUCCAUCAUUAAGGCUUUUCAAGGCCUUUCAGCAAAAUGGGACUGGUGACUUAUGUAAAGCUCCCCGAGAUGUGAGUCAUCUGAGGCAGGCACUUAUUGAUCAUAUCUCCAAACACAGCCCACAGAACACACCAUCAAACUGGCCAAUGCUGUCUCCUGUGAAGGUCAAGUGGUUGUUGAACUUUUUUUGGAGAAAUCCAAGAACAAAGAUGAAGUUCAUAGCUGUUGUUUUUGAAGACUCAGAAUCAUACACAGGCAGAGAGUUGAUCUUGGAUAUGUCUAACUUGAAAAACAUACUGGUGGUUAGAGUACUUCAACAAGAACUUUCAAGGAACCCUUUACCCUCUGAAUGGAAAGUGGGAGAAUUACCGUCAUUAUUCAUUCUCAGACAGAAUGGAAAACCAUCAAAACUUUGGAGAAUGGGGAAUAGAGAGUCAUUCUUCAAGGCUUUGCAAGCUUACAUAAAGCAGACUUUGCCUGCUUCAGGUACCAAGGAAACCUUAAAUGGACAGGAACAGGAAAGAAAUGUGAUGAAUGGACCUGAUGAUAAUUUGAGAAAAACACCACAUCAUGAAGUGGACAAAAACAUCGAGCAAUUUGUUAAUCAUACCUCAAGAAGAGCUGUAGCAAGAUUGGUUGUUUACAUGGAAGAUUUGGAAUCUACAUUGAUUUAUUCACUGCGGUAUGAAGUUGCCUUGCAGAAACUGAUAAAAGCUGAUGCUAUGAGUGCCCUUCAGGCAUAUAUUGCUGUAUUAAACAAAUUCAAAUUUCCUGGCUUUGUUAUGAUUAUCAUGCAAAGUUUUCAACACCAAAGUCGGCAGUGUUGCACACAUGUACUCAGCAUCUCGUCUACAUGGCUGCCUGUGGACACAAACACAUACAUGCAAUGUGGACUACUCAUGAACAAUACCGACCCCCCCCCAUGCCACACAUUGGCCAUUGUUCCAUCAUAUGUGCAAUAUUCCUCAACUUUCAUCUUAGUAGCCUCUGUCCUAAACAUGUCUCUUAAAGCAAAUUUUUAAUGUUUGGUAAAAAUUCAAGAGCCAAGGGAGAUGUUGAUAUACCCAACUGUUUUGAUGUGGUGGUCAUCAUAGCUGUAUUCUACUGUACGUUUUACAAUUUUGAUGAAAAUAUGUGUUUGUAUGUUAUUUUUAUAUUUUGUAAUCUUAUGGAUCUUACGUUAUUAACAUUUGCUUGUAUUGGUAGUUGUUCAUUAGUGUUACUUAUUGAUUUUAGAGUGACUGGAAGUUUAGAGAUAGGUGAAUUCAAACACAAUAGAAACUCAAACAUGCUUAUACAUGUACACUGUAUCCCUGCUCGCAUUGUUACCUCCUGUCGGCAUUACUUCCGGUUAGAAGAAACACAACUCAUCUGUCCCUACUGAAUUGUACAGAUUUUUAAAAACAAACACUGACAAACUGAAAUUUUGGCUAAUGUAAACAAUUUUAUUGACCUCGCUAAGUCGAAAGCUUUCUUUGCAACCCAUUUGAACCAAUUUUUUUUGAAACUUCAAAGACAAGCCUUGGUUGCAUGGUUGCAAGCUUCAUUUGUAGGCCUGGAUUGGACUUUAUUGAGCUUGUCCCAACCCUGUCCAAUAAAAGCAGCUAAAAACAUCUGCUUAAAAAAUAGCUGGUUGAAUAAGCCUUCCAUUGUCUGCCAGUUCUAUGUAGCACAAUAUUAUCUUUGACAUCACAGAACAACUGUCAUUAAGAGUGGCUUAUCGAUGGGCACAGUGGGUGGGAACAGGGGAACAUGUUUGUUCAUAUAUACAGGCAUGUGAAUGAGUGCCAACAAAGAGGAAAACUUGGAAAUUGCGAGUCACAACAUUUCGCUGGGUAAACGUAGCCCCUCCCCUUAGGGUAGUUUCAACUAUACAGCAACAUGAACAAAAAAUUUGAGAGAUAUUGCAUAAAACUUAAGUUUGUAACCUUUAUAAAUCAUGGUUUUAUUUAUGUGACUCACUUGAAAUUAACUAUAUAUCUGUAUUAUUCAGUGAUAUUAAAGUACAGAAAAAAAUGUACAAUUACAGUGAACUUUUCCUUAUACUUUGCCAAGGGCAAAAUAGAGCAGAGUAACUCCAUACAAAAAUUAUUAAAAACUGUCCGACCAGCAUCUUUCCCUUUCCUUAGUCUCAUUCUUUUUUUUGCUCUUGAUGCAGAAGCAGAAAGUUCUUCCUUUGCUUGAGCCUUGGACAUGGGUGUAGACUCAGUAGGGAUAUUAAUGAGCUAGUUCAGCAUUUCAAACAAGCAAGGUCAUUUUGGAACAAAGCAAGAUUGGGCAGACCUCGCACACAUGUCGAAAAUGAUCACAAAUAUGCUUCAUUUUAGGCAUGCGCUGUUGAAAUAACAAACUGGCUCAUUCCAAUAUCUCUUCUGUUCCUUUCUAUUUUACCAGAAGCUUGAUUUUUUCCGUCUUGGUACCACUUACAAGUUCUUUUCGUAUUCUUGCGGAGAGUGGGGUUAACUCUUUCAUGUAAGUAAUCUGGUGAGGAGAUAAACUGAAGAGCAGCCUUGUUGUGACUCUUGAGUUGAUAUUUGAUGGGCUGAAUGGCAGAAAAGAUAGUCACCUGCAUCUGUAAUUUUCUGCUGUCAAGGAUAUUGUUCAUAACACUAAAGAAGCUUUCAACCGUUGGGCCAUGAAAGCAAGACUAUAGUGCUCAUGCCAUUCUACUGAGAUUUGAGUAUUUUCUGCACAUCUUUUAUGCACAGUAAUGUGAAUUGUAACGUACUUUAAAAUUGAAAAUCCUUUUAAAUUAAGGACUGCUUUUAUUGCUGUGAAUGAGGCCAGAUGUUUCACCACUACUUCUUGUGGCUUAGGGCAAAAGUAGCUGACCAGAACUGAAAUAACUCAAUGAUUUGUUUUUCUGGUGGCCUCAUCAAUAUUUAGUGAAAAUAGGAUUGACUUGAGAUCUUCCACCAGCUCUUAUGUGAAGGAUUUUCAGAGUUCAUACUUCAGUUUGUAUGACGCUUAAGUGCAGUCUACACUCAGUGAGUCUAAAGCAUCUUCAUCCUUGGAAAGUUGUUAGGUUAAUGAAAUAAAUUCAAGCACCAAAGUGAGUGGCAGAGAAUGUUCGCUGUGAAUGCCAACACUGGCUUCAGCCAUAGAAACUCAUUCUGAAACUCGAAUAGUUUUGGUUGUGGAAGACUGUUUUGUGGUUGCUCUGUUGCUAACGUCUUUCUGAAGAAUAGGUGCAGUCUAUACGUGAUUUUUCUAACUAGAUACUGGAGUUUUGUGACUUGUCUGGGUAGGUUAGGGAAAGAAAAAAAUGGUUAUGAUCACUUGUUUCUACAGUGACUUUGUGAAAAGAGGCCUGAGAAUCUUUUGUAGGACCACCCAAAUUAUCUCUUCUUAUUGAGCUAUACAGCAAAAAUCCAAAUCACCCAACCAUACUGACAUGGUGCCCACUACUGUGCAACAAAUGGAUUGUCUGCUGUCACAUACCGGGUUCU